Molecule: messenger RNA, 2310 nt
Organism: Coniophora puteana RWD-64-598 SS2
Lineage: Eukaryota; Fungi; Basidiomycota; Agaricomycetes; Boletales; Coniophoraceae
Product: kinase-like protein
Exons: 17
Coding region: 1-2310 (769 amino acids)
Biological process (GO): protein phosphorylation
Molecular function (GO): protein kinase activity; protein binding; ATP binding
Source: RefSeq, a predicted model, not a curated record
AUGUCUGGCGCAUCUCCAACCUACAUCGACACUGCCUUGUGGGGGAAGUUACGGAUGUCGACUCUAGGCGCAGAGCCGACGGACUCUGUCAUGCCCAUGUUCAUCGGACAGGACCGGUUUCGUAUCGGACGCAACACGAGCUGCAACAUGCCAAUCCCCUUAUCGACAGUCGAGACGUUACAUCUGACUAUCUACCGAGCCGGAGACAUCAUCCAUGCCUCAAGUUAUUGGGUCGAAAACCAUACCGCUGGCACAGUAGUGGUGGACGGGCUGGAGCUCCCCCAGAACUAUAUGACUGAGAUUGACCACGGUUCUCGCAUUACGUUGGCCGGUCCCACUGAAGAGGUCAUAACACUGGAGUUUACACCAAUUCCAACUCAAUCGUUCAAAUCCGCCUAUAAACUUGGUACUUACAUUGGAAUGGGAGGCUAUGGGAGCGUGUACGAGGCUAAACACAACAGCACCGGGUCCAUGUUCGCAGUCAAGGUCAUCCGCAAGAUUGGUCUCGGCAGUCCGAAGCGGGAGGAAGAUGAGCACGUGUUGAAGGAAAUACUUCUCCUUCAGCAACUACGUCAUCCCAAAAUUGUAAAUUUGCAGUCAAUCCACGAAACUCGUCAAAACUUCUACAUCGUGAUGGAGCUAAUGCCAUACGGAGAUCUACUUCAACAUACCGUUGCGGAAAAUGGAUUGACCGAGACCAAAGCUAAAAGAGUCAUGGUUGACUUGUGCGAAGCGCCUCGAUUUCUGCACAAGCAUGGAGUUCUGCACCGCGACCUCAAACCUGAAAAUGUACUGGUCGCUAACGUGAAACCUAUUCAAGUCAAGCUCGCAGAUUUUGGACUCGCCAAAUAUGUCGAAAAGGGAACGUUCGCCAAGACUGCGCUUGGAACACCAGUUUACAUGGCCCCCGAGAUAUAUAUCUGCAAGGCGCGCGGCGGCCAAUACGACCAGAAGAUAGAUCAGUGGUGCCUCGGAGUGACCUUGUACAUGAUGUUUGCGCCCACCGACCCCUUCGACCCUGACGAUGUGAAGUGGAACCAUAAACUGAAGAUGUACGAUGAUUUGCGAUCACCAAAGUGGGAGAAUGUCACGCACAUCAGCUCUCAAGCUCGUCAGCUCAUAAGGCUCCUUCUGCAAAAAAACCCGGCGAACCGCCCGAGCAUAGAUCAAAAAUUCCAACCCUUCGUGUCCUCAACUCGUCGCAAACAGCUACGAAACACAAUGUCGGGGCUCUCGGGUGCGGGCGUCACGGUCAUGCCUCACGAAAGCUUUGACCACACCUCAAAGGCGAAUACGAACAGAAAAAACUCUCAACGUUUCUCAACCAAGAGCGAGAACAGUUACAUCGAAGAUCUUUUUACUGCUGGCCCACAUUCCCCUCCCCGAAACACUUCCUGGCGUCCUCUCCUGCAACAGGUUACAGUGUCCAUGCUGUUAAUUUUGUUUGCGUCUGUGGUCUCCCGUCUAGUUCGUUGCGCCCAUGACAGUGACCUCACGUCCUGCCUCCCGAGUCACAUCAUAGAUCUCGUUCCCUCCGUACCUGUCAUGUCCGGCGAGCUUGACCGGCGUUUGUCUGCGCUCGAGUCAGCCGUCAUUGAGCUCCAACAUAUCCUACCUCACCAACAGGGCAGCGUGGCUCUUACGUCUACUGCUACAGAAAUCCAGCGUGCAAUCCAGCAUCAUUGCCAUGGCCACGUCGGCCUCCCAAACUUUGCUCUGCGAUCGGCAGGUGCACAAGUCGUUUCAUCCCUUACCACUCCUACAAGGCCUACACGCCGGUGGUGGAGCGUGCUUCUCAAGUCUCCCCGACUAUCCGCGCACCCACCCGAGUCCGUCCUGGUGUUUAACAAUGACCUUGGAACAUGCUGGAACGUUGGCGCGCCUUCUGGCCAGUUGGGAAUCCUGCUUACAGAGCCCAUCAUAGUUUCGCAUGUCACGGUCGAACAUAUAUCUCCCCAGAUAGCUCAUGACAUCAAGUUGGCACCUCGUGAAGUCCUUGUUUGGGGGCUUGUCAAUGACGAAGAAGUUACUCAAGCGGUAGAGGAGAUCACGCUUCCGGACCGCCUGAAGGAAUUACUUUUAUCUAGGCCUACCCCCCCAAUCUCUGCCGCCAAUUCCUUCAUUCCAUUGGGGCUUGUUGAGUACAACAUAACAGCCGAUGUGUCAAUACAAACGUUUACAGUAUUGGACGAGGUUCGUGCUCUAGGUAUUGCAGUAGAUGUCGUGGUAGUGGAUGUCGUCACUAACUGGGGUAGCCCAACGACGUGUCUUUACGGCGUUCAGAUUCACGGAACGAGGCUAAACAUGUAA